Talaromyces rugulosus is the source of this 1992-nucleotide messenger RNA. RefSeq lists its product as uncharacterized. Gene Ontology annotation, molecular function: DNA binding; zinc ion binding. NCBI's taxonomy places the organism in Eukaryota, Fungi, Ascomycota, Eurotiomycetes, Eurotiales, Trichocomaceae. The coding region runs from base 1 to 1992 and encodes 663 amino acids. Gene Ontology annotation, biological process: DNA-templated transcription. The transcript is spliced from 2 exons. The record is from RefSeq and is a predicted model, not a curated record.
AUGUCCAAGGAAACCGAGGCCGAUGCACAAACGGUAUCAUCCAGUUCGUCAUUGUCAUCCAUUGGAUCAUUAGAAGCGAUAGAUGUGGUGGAAGAAGACUUGAAUAGGAAUACCGAGUCCCGCGCUACAGGUUAUAUGGGCAAAAACUCCGAAGUUUCCUGGUUACACCGAUUGGAUGAGGCUGAAAAUUCAAAAGAAAGAGGAGAGAGCGAUAAGCAUUCACAAACAGCCGCGAAGGGGAAGGCAGCAGAAGGGCUGAGUACAUUCUCUCUCUCGUCAUUUAGCUACCAUCUGGAUAAUGUGCAUCUAUCGCACAUUGGAGAAUCUUCCACGGAGCCAUUCCUUUUACCCGCGAAAGAAGUGGCGGAAAAGCUCUUGCAAGUUUAUCUGGAAUCAGUGCAAACCUUUUUUCCCAUCAUUAGAAAGCAAUUGUUUGUGCAGCAAUUUGAAAACCUGUACUCCCGAUCAGCGGGUCACCCAGGGGAACGCUGGCUGGCCAUUCUCAACUUGAUCUUUGCCAUUAGCAGCAACUACUGGCGAUUAACUCAGCCCAACCUUCCACAAGAACUACAUUCUGAGGUCUUUUUUUCCCGCGCCAAGGCUUUGAGCAUUGGAGAAAACGUUAUCUAUGAGCAUGCAGAUCUCCAGCAGGUACAGGCAGAGUCGCUAAUGGCAUUUUACUUCUUAUCAUCAGGUCAAAUCAAUAGAGGGUGGAAAAUGAUAGGAAUUGCUUCACGCUCUGGGAUUUCAUUGGGGCUCCAUUUGCGUAACACUUCGCGUAUCGAAUUAUCCUCUACAAAAACUCGCUGCCGCGUUUGGUGGUCGAUAUUCUAUCUAGAACAUCGGCUAAGUGUUAUAACAAGUCGGCCAUCGUGCAUACCUGACAAUACAUCCAGUGUUUACCCGCCGGUCCCGGUUGAAGAGAAAGAUUACGACUUACCACACAUCCGACUAUUACUUGAAGACCACAGAUACCGCGAGCGUCAUCUGCACUGGACUCUGGGUCGAAACGAUACGAGUUCAACCAGACAGCAGUUACUACACAGCGCUGGUUUAUCUUCGGCUGUGUAUUUUUUCCAUCAGACAGACCUGGCUAAGAUUACCCAUGCGAUCACUAACGGGGUUUAUAAUAUAGAUGUUCUCAUGCACGGGUGGGAGCGCAUCGCAGGUCGAAUAGAUUUGUAUUCGGCCAAAUUGGAUGAUUGGUUAUCCUCGCUAGUGCCGCCUUUGCGCUUCACAGAUGAGAGAAGGAGGAAAUUUCCUUCCUUAACCAACUCUUAUCAAAUCUCCCUAGCGCUGCACUUUUACAGCACCCGCAUUGUCCUCGGUCGGCCAUGUCUCACUCGACCAGGCACUGACACUGACACUGGUAUUAUAUACCCACGGUCUGGGUUUGACAAUGAUAUUAGUUUAAUUUGCCUUCAAUCAGCUCUGGAUCUGAUCUCUAUUUUUCCAGAUGAACCGAAUCCCGUCUGGCUUUUCAAGUCUACUCCAUGGUGGUGUGUCCUGCAUUUUAUAAUGCAGAGUGUUAGUGUUCUUCUUGUCCACUUGUCUAUUGGCCCUGUGAAUAUGAGAACCAACAAUGAUAAGGAAGUCUCAGGGGAAGGCGCUAGUGGCGAAGAGGAAUCGCCUGAAAUCGUUUUGAAGGCAAUCAAGAAGAUCUGCUCGUGGCUACAUUCACUGAGUGAGUACGACCAUUCCGCACAACGCGCGUUCGACAUUUGUAAUAAGAUGUUCCAUCGUGUUGCAAGUAGCCAAGGAUUUACCACGGGUGAGAUCGUGUCGGAGACUGUGAGCAAUGAAAACCUUGAACGACCGGGGCCAGGUCGGUUUGAUCGGCAAGCAGGCAUGUCGAAGGAAGAGCGUGACAGUGGCCCAGAUUCGGGCGCAUACGGGCAAUUUUCUUUCGAAAGCUAUGAUCCUCUUGCAGAUUUGGGCCUUGGGAUAGAUCUGGACAUUUCGCCGAUGCUUGACAUCAACUAUGAAUUAUAG